CGACAAGUGACGUUUUCAUUCGUACACGUGCGCAGAAGUUAAUUAAUGGAUUAAGCGUGAUGAGAAUUGAAGACAAGACAUUCUAAUGUGUUAUAACAAAAAUUAAAUUUAUGUAAUAUGUACAAAUAGAAAAAAGAAUUGUCAUACAUUGAAACGUUUGUUAUAUCGAUUAUAACUGAGAUUAAUUAAGAUUCAUGAACGCAAGGUAGAAUUUUCGAAAGAAAUUAGGAUCGUAAACAAUAGGAAAAUGAGUUCUGGCGAGUAUAAAGGUAGUGAAAAUGAGGAUAUCGAAAACUCGGAUGAAAGUGAUAGACCAUCAGGCGAGAGAUGGGCACCCGUUGGUGCAAAUGACGGUGAUAAUGAUUUUGCUGAUGAAUAUAAAUAUAUCGAUAAUAUGGAAAAUUUACCAUAUGAUAUGGAAAGGCUAAAAGUGCUUGAAGAAGAGCAAGAAAUGCUUAAUUCAUCUCUUAUAGCACUGACUACUCACUUUGCCCAGGUUCAAUUUCGUUUAAGACAAAUUGUAGAUGCACCAGCAAAUGAAAAAGAAACAUUGCUCAAAGAAUUAGAAGAAUUUGCUUUUAGGGGAAUACCAGAUGUUCCAAAUAAUUUAUCACUUGAUAGCAGAUCAAUUACCCCAACUUCUCCAAUGUCUUGCAAACAAAGUAUAUCUGGAGUAAUAAAUGAUAUUGAUGUUGAAUCUAAAAUGGCAUUACAAAGAACAAAACAAAAAGAAUUAAUAUGUCAAUUAAAAUCUCAAUUAGAAGAUCUAGAAAAGUAUGCCUAUGAAACUGGUGAUGCAGAUUUACCACAAAGUAUGAUAUUAGAGAGACAGAAUAUCAUAAUAAAUCAUUUAAAAGAAAAAUUAAAUUUCAAUGUUGAUGAUCUUUGUAAAUUACCAGUUGAUGAUUUAAGAUGGCAAGUAGAUUAUGCAAUAAGCCAGAUUGUUAGUCCUUUGAAAAUGAAAGAGCAAUUAGUAUCACAAUUAAAAACACAAAUUGCAGAUUUAGAACGUUUUAUAAAUUAUCUUCAAGGAGAAGUUAGUACAGAAACUUUAGCAUGUACCUGUGCAUGUCCAGUACAUACAAAUUCUGCUGGUUCUACUUCCUAUGCUAAAAAAUCAUUUAACAAAAAAACAGAUGAAGAAAAUAGAACAAAAACUCUGAACACUGUUAAGAAAGUUGUAGCUCUGUUACAUAUGUUCCUAGUAUCUCAAUUAGGUUGUGGUAGUGAACGAGUUCGAAGAAACUUUAAGAAAAAUUCUAUACAUAAUUGGCGCGAUUUAAGAACAAGAUUAGAUAUCGCAGUUGAACAUGUUAUAGAGACUAUUGCCGAAGUUGAGCGUCAUCCAGAAGAUGACGAUAUUGCUAAUGAAGAUGAUUACGCUUCGGAUUCAGAUUCUAUGUCUCAUUGCAAUGCCCGAGUAACAUCCGCUGUAAGGAAGCAUUUAGCAACUUCCAUACGUGAUUUAAUACAACAUGGUUUAAUGUCUGAUGCGCGUUCUAAUAGUGUAGUACCAUUUGUUGGAUGUUUUCCUCAAAGAAAUUCUUCUACUUCUAAUUUAAUGCAUGCAUGGGAAUUAAUAUUGAAAUAUUAUGAAAUUAAAAAUGGCCAUCGUUACAAUUCUAGUCCAGCACAGAAAUUAUCUCAAAGUUUUAAUCUCGAUCUAGCAGGUGGAAGAGUUGUUUCUUCUAAACAGAGUUUAUUAACAACAAUUGGAAACAUUAUUGCAUCACACAGUCCAUACAAAAGAAGUUAUGAUUCUCAUUUUAAAGCAUUUAUAUGUGCAUCUCUCAACACUAACAAACUUGUUAUUUGGUUAAAACUUAUCUUACAAUGUCAAUAUCUUCUUGAAAAUCAUUAUACAUCAUGGAGUUAUGUUAUAAAAACAGGUUUCCAAGAUGCGUUUCAUACUCUCGAUCGCCUUACUAGUUACAAAUUUGAUCUACCAGUUGAUUUGGCGGUAAGACAGUUUCAGAAUAUAAAAGAUGCAUUUUGAUCGCGAAAAAUAUUAAAUACUAUAUUUAGGAGAAAAUAUAGGUACUUAUUUUUAGCAAACUAAAAAUGAAAUAUCAGAUUUUUCAAUUAAGUAAAUAACAAACAGUAUAUUUUAACUUUAUGUUAAUAUAUAAAUAAAAUAUGUACUAUUAUGAUAGUAUAUAUUUUUAAAUAAUUUUUAAAUAUUAUUUUGCAAACAUUUUGUUAUUUUUUGAAUAUUUAUUAUUAAACAAUUCUUAUAAUGCAAUAAUGUAAUAACUUAAAAUAUCAGUAUUUUGAUCUCAUAUUUUUAGAAUUUAGUUUUUUUAUUUAAUUACAUUAUUUCGAGAAUAUAAAGUAUCAUGCAAAAAAUAAAAAGUAAUAAUAUGUCGUACGUGAAAGUAUCAAUUAUAAUCUUAUAAUACAUAUAAAGUGCAGAACAGGUAAUAAUAUAACGCUGCCUGACAACAAUAAGGACUGAAAUAUAUGUACAUUAUCUAGUUAUUUUGAACUAUAUUUUUGGAUAUUGCACGUUCUCGAUAAAUUAAUAAAUUUGGAAUAAAAAAUUUUAUUUACACCAUUUAAAAAGUAAUAUUGUAAAUUUAAAUGGGAUUUAUAAAAUUAAUGAACGUGAUUUUUACUGUGAUUAAAUUUAAGAUCUUGAUACUAAAUUUCAUUACAAGAAAAUCAUAUUAAUUUAUAUUAAGAAUUAAUCUAUCAAAAUCCAAAGAAUAAACCAAAGUUGUUUUUAAUACUCCAUAAAUUAAAUAAGUGCAUUUUUUUUAAUUUUUAAUUUUAUGGUAACAUAUCGUUGAAGUAAUAAUUAAAUUUAAUAAUGUUGUAAUUGAUUUAUUAAUGUGUAUAAAUUUUAAUAUUGUGAUAUAUUGCUAAUAUUUUAUCUUUGUUACAUUUUAUAGAAUUUUAUAAUUGAUUUGUAUAUAAACGUUUAGUUAAUCAUGAGAAAAUUUAUUCCUUUUUAUUAUAUAGCUAAAAAUAUAUACGUAUAUCAAAUAUUAUGUACACAGCAGUAAAUUAUUGUUCCUAAUUUUAUGAAUAUUAUUUCAAAAAAGAUAUACAUUUUAUUAAAAUACAUGCAUUAUUUUAAAACAGUAGUUUCCUAAGAUAUCUAUGCGACUAUUGUAUCGCCUAUACAAGAUAUUUCACGUAUAAGGUAGCUAUAAGAAUAUUAAUUGUAUGAUUGUAUUAUAUUAUAUAAAUUUGCUUUUUAUAUACCAUGAUUUGACGUUAGUUUAUUGAAAAAAAUUUGCGGAAAUAUAUUUAUGGAACAAUGUAUUUAUUUUUUUACAAUUUAUUGUCCCAAUAUUCCAUUUUUUUAUAUAAAUAAAGAAAAACUAUAGAAUAUACGAAAUUGGUUGUUUAUUUCUUGUAAAAGUUGUACAUCAGUAAAAGUUUCAUAGCAGUUUUUUCAACAUGUUCGUAGUAUUUCAUUGAUAAUUCCUCGAUAUUCGUAAUAAUAUAAUUCGUAAUAAGGUACAUAAUUUUUAUUAGCUCAGUUAAAUAUGAUUUUUUACAAUAAAGUAAAAUGUAAUCGAUUGCUCUUUGUAAAUGUAUGAAUUUCGUUAAAGAUUUAUAGAGUAUCGAGGAAUCUCUAUGUUUUUACAGAUUAGUUUGUUGUACAUAAAAUUCAGAAUAGAGUUUACUAUCGUUAAUAACACAUUUGAACUCAACGAAGUAUAUAAUACCAGAAAUUUCUUGGUCAUAGAUAAUACGUAUCGUGCACGUAUUAUCGUAAUAUCAUAUUAUCAUGUACAAUUCUACUCAUACAGGAUACAAAUACACAGAUUUAAGAGCACAGGCUUGGUAAAAAUUCUUUUUGUCAUCUUCACAAUAUAAAAGUCGUGUAUAAAAAGAUUUGUGGAAGAGCAUUUGAAUAUUGCAUUCACACUUUUUGUAUAUAGUAAAUCGUAUUUCUAAUGCUCAACCAAAUGAUUUAAUUAAUUUGAAAUCAACUAGAUAAUGACAUUCAUAUUACACAUAUCUAUGUACUUAAGCAUAGGAUACAACAUUCACAAAUAAAUAUGCUCUUCGCAACACAUACAUAUAUAUACAUAUAUAUAUAUAUAUAUAUAUAUAUUGUGAAAAUACUGAUGAGUGAGAUACAUCUAUUGGAAUGCAAAUGCAAUGAUAAAAUACCAAUAAAUAAUUUUAAUAUUAAUGAAAAAAUAUUAAAUUAUAUCACAAGAAAUUGGAAUCAACAUAGAAUACAGAUGAGAAAGAGUUUAAACUAAAUUUUCAUUUUUCAUUUAAUAAUAUUGUAUGCCUAUAAAAUAAAUACUUCAAAUUAAUUCUAUGUUACAAGUAAAACAUUCAUUUAAAUAUAGUUUACAGUACAAUAAUAAUUUACUUUCAAACCUUAUGUAUAACAGUUGCACAGUAUACACUCAUUUAAUGUUUUUUAUUUUUUUACUGUAACAUUCGUCAUAAUAGCUUUUAAUGAUAUUAAUUUUCGUACAUUAAAUAAGCUAUGUUUUUUGAUACAGCAACGAUCUAACAUCUAACAAUUAAUGACAGUUUACAUAUAACUUUGCUAAAUAUAAACCCAUUUCUUUAUAGCCAAAUUGUUCACAUAGUUAUAUAAAUUCAAUAUUAUUUGUCUUAGGCUUUAAUAAAACAUUGUUAUUUUUUUGUUUCAUAUAUAUAUUUAUAUAUAGGAAAGUUUGCCUGUUUUUCAUAACAUAAUGUAUGUCUCUUAAUAUAUUUUUAUUUUGAAAAAAUAAAAAAAGUAUUUUGAAAAAACAUCACUAAUACAUACAAUUAUAUAUGUAUAUAAAUCUUUAUGCACAUACUUAUAAUUAUCAGGUCAACUAGUUCAACUAAAUAUUUUUUUUUCAAUUUUUCAUAAAAAUGCAUUAAAAAAAGA
Molecule: messenger RNA, 4855 nt
Organism: Apis cerana (Asiatic honeybee)
Lineage: Eukaryota; Metazoa; Arthropoda; Insecta; Hymenoptera; Apidae
Product: RUN domain-containing protein 1
Source: RefSeq, a predicted model, not a curated record